Messenger RNA from Lactuca virosa, 354 nucleotides. The record is from the annotation of a GenBank genome assembly. NCBI's taxonomy places the organism in Eukaryota, Viridiplantae, Streptophyta, Magnoliopsida, Asterales, Asteraceae.
AUGUCUUUAGAGCCGAAUCAACCCAAUGAUUCAAACACGGUUAAUGAUAUCGCCAAUUCUUCAGUUGACUGUAACGAGAAACAAAUGAAAUUUAAAUCUCUAGUGUGGCAUCAUUUCACCUAUGAAGAUGCUAAUGGAACCAAAAAGGUUGUUUUUAAGUAUUGUAGAAAGGAAAUUACUUAUACAACCAAAAAUGGAACCAAUGGGAUGCAUACUCACCAUAAGGCAUGUAAAGUACGAAAUCGACAUAUGAAAAUUGAUGAUUUUCAGAGUUGUGUUAUUGAUAUUGAUGAUUUAGAUUUCGAUGAAGACGACGAGGGAAUUGAGGGAGGAUAUUCAAAUGUCAAUGAAUGA